AAAUUCAAUAAAAUAACUUCUAUACUUAUCUGCUCAAAUUAAUUAAUUAAUUACUUCCUUGCACUCUAAGUUUCCUAAAUGUAAACUUUUUUCCAUAUCCAACAAACAAAACAAAUCUAUUUUAUUAAUUUUUUCAACAAUGUCAUACCUUAGAGUAGUAGGUGUGAGCUUGACCCAUUCAAGUCUUCUCUACUCUUUUCCUUCAUCCCAAUAUAAAAACCCAAUUCUCCUUCACAUUUCUCAGCUUGGCGAUUACCCCUUCACCAAGCUUCACCUCCGAUAUUUCAUAUAACCAGAAAACAUGCAAACUUUAUCGCCGUAUCCCAAAAUUACUUUCAAGCCACUAAUGCAAACGCCGUCACCGUCACCCGACCCUCACCGCCUCACUUUCACCGUCCAAUCAACCGCACGCCGUUACCACUCUAAUCCAACCGUCUCUACAACGGUUCCGUCAGUCGGUAAGGUGGUGUUACAGCAGCAGAACACCGAGAACACAACCGGUACAGAUAAUAACAAUCACAAUAACAAUAAUAAUGAUAUUAUCACCGUUGUUAAUAACCGCAACAUGCUAGAUCUGAAUCUGAUAUCGGUGAACAAGUUUCCAAAACCACUCACCAACACUUCACCGGCUGCAAACCACAGUUCAAGGUUACGUGUAGCCUAUCAAGGUCUUCCCGGCGCGUACAGUGAAACCGCCGCCGGAAAAGCUUAUCCGGAGUGCAAACCUAUUCCGUGUAACAAUUCAGAACUCGCAUUUCAAUCCGUAGAGCUUUGGAUCGCCGAUCGAGCAGUUUUACCGGUGGAAAACUCUCUCGGUGGCAGCGUUCACCGGAACUACGACCUCCUCCUCCGCCACCGACUCCACAUCGUCGGCGAGAUCCAGAUCUCGUUCCGCCACUGCCUUGUGGCCUUACCAGGCGUCCGUACGGAGCACAUCAAGCGCGUGAUUAGUCAUCCACAAGCUCUCGCUCAGUGCGAGUUAACUCUGAACAAACUCGGAUUCGGAUUCAACCACGUCGUUCGUGAGGCGGUGGCUGAUACCGCUGGAGCUGCGGAACACGUGGCGGCGAAUAACCUCCGUGACACGGCGGCGAUUGCGUCACCACGCGCUGCCGAGAUCUACAAUUUAAACAUACUCGCUGAGUCGAUACAGGACGAUUCGAGUUGCGUAACACGGUUCAUGAUGCUCGCACGUGAACCGGUGGUGGCGAGAACGGACCGGCCGUAUAAGACGAGUAUUGUGUUUGCUCAGGAUAGAGGAACGACGGUGUUGUAUAAGGUUUUAUCGGCGUUUGAGUUUAGGAAUAUUAGAUUGUUGAAGAUUGAGAGUAGGCCUAACCUGAACCGGCCGGUUCGAGUUGUGGAUGAUGUGAAUGUUGGGACGGCUAAGCAUUUUGAGUAUAUGUUUUAUGUUGAUUUUGAAGCUUCAAUGGCGGAUGUUAGGGCUCAGAAUGCCAUGGCUGAGGUUCAAGAGUUCACCAGUUUUUUGAGGGUGUUGGGUAGUUAUCCCAUGGAUGUGAACCCUACGUGGGGAGAAUAACUGAAUAACGGAUGAAUGACGUCAUUUAUUUUAUUGUACAUCUUUUUAGGUUUUUAAAACUUUUGUGAAUAGUUAACUUAUUUUUGUUCGAGUUAACUGUGAUUUAUAUCCAUGUGAUUUGUUAACUUUUCGCAUUUCAGAUCAAAUUUUAAAACUAUACUAUUUUCUUUUCUAACGUACUCAAAAUGUGUUAUUUCAGUCCAAAAAACUAAUCUCAGUUAAAAAACUCAAUUAGCUCAGAGGUAAAAUGGUCAAUUUACAAAGUGGUUUGUAGUGAGGGUAUGUAAAACCUCUGAACCACUAUGCAAAAUGACUAUUCUAUCCCUGAGCUAAGUGAUUUUUUUAAACUGGUGUUAAAUUUUUGAACUGAAAUGGCACGUUUUGAUAAUGUCAGGGAGGAAAAUGUUACAGGUUUAAAAUUUGGUUUGAAAUGGGAAAAGUAGACAAACCACAGGGACGUAAAUGACACUUAACUCUUUUUGUUUUGAAUUUUUAGGUUUAAAUAAAACUAACAAAUUGCUAUAA
Molecule: messenger RNA, 2065 nt
Organism: Helianthus annuus (common sunflower)
Lineage: Eukaryota; Viridiplantae; Streptophyta; Magnoliopsida; Asterales; Asteraceae
Product: arogenate dehydratase/prephenate dehydratase 6, chloroplastic
Exons: 1
Coding region: 302-1540 (412 amino acids)
Biological process (GO): L-phenylalanine biosynthetic process
Cellular component (GO): cytoplasm; chloroplast
Molecular function (GO): arogenate dehydratase activity; prephenate dehydratase activity
Source: RefSeq, a predicted model, not a curated record